GAGAUUACAUGUUGUGUGUGUUUAGAAGGAAGCUUCGUUUCCUUUUCUCAGGACUUAGAUGGGUCAUGAGGAAAAGGGUAAAGGCUAGAGUUAUUGUCAUGAGGCUAAGGAAAGCAAAGUGGAAAGCUCAAAGAACAGAGAGCCUUGAAACAGAAGUUUCUUCAAACCAUCUGAACUCAAACUCCAGAAGACAUAUUCGUGUUGCAACUUUUAACGUGGCAAUGUUCUCACUUGCACCCGUCGUGCAAAACAUGGAGGAAACAACUUUGCUUGAUCAUAUAGAUGGCAACAAUAUUAUAAGUCAAUCCCCAAAAGGAAUUCUGAAGCUGUCUCCGUUACAUUCUUCUGCAGUCAAGAAGCCAAAGGUUUGUAUUAAUCUCCCAGACAACGAAAUAUCUUUAGCACAGAGUUACAGCUUUCUAAGCAAUGUGGAGGAAGAGAAAAAUGAUGAUGACGGGAAGGAAAACAGAGGAAGUAUCUCGAUGAGGUCUCCUGUGUGUCUUCCCUCUUGUUGGUGGGAUCAAGAAAGCUUUAAUGGAUACAACAGCAGAAGAAGUAUAGCUGAGUUGCUAGGAGAGUUGGAUGCAGACAUCUUGGCUUUGCAAGAUGUAAAAGCAGAGGAAGAGAAACUAAUGAAGCCGUUGUCAGAUUUGGCUUCUGCUUUAGGUAUGAAGUAUGUGUUUGCAGAUAGCUGGGCGCCUGAGUAUGGCAAUGCCAUACUGUCAAAAUGGCCCAUUAAGAAAUGGAGAGUUCAAAGAAUCGCUGAUGCAGAUGAUUUCAGGAAUGUGUUGAAGGUGACAAUAGAGGUCCCAUGGGCUGGAGAAGUAAACGUGUAUUGUACUCAACUAGACCAUCUAGAUGAGAACUGGCGGAUGAAGCAGAUAGAUGCAAUUACUCGAGGGGACGAAUCUCCACACAUCUUGUUGGGAGGCUUGAAUGCUCUUGAUGGCUCUGAUUAUUCCACAGCAAGAUGGAACCACAUUGUAAAGUAUUAUGAGGAUACUGGAAAGCCAACACCUAGAGUUGAAGUGAUGAGAUGUCUCAAGGGAAAAGGAUAUUCAGAUUCAAAAGAAUCAGCAGGAGAAUGUGAGCCUGUAGUCAUUAUUGCCAAAGGCCAAAAUGUACAAGGAACAUGCAAGUAUGGGACACGAGUCGACUACAUUCUGGCAUCUCCAGAGUCACCUUACGAAUUUGUUCCGGGCACGUAUUCAGUAGUUUCGUCCAAAGGUACUUCUGAUCACCAUAUAGUCAAAGUCGACUUAGUUAUAACAAAAGACCGGUCUAGUAGUGGUAGCUUCAAGGAUACUCGCAAGAAAGCAAAGCAGAAGCUCAUCAGGAUAAAAGCUAAUUUGAUGUCCGAAGAUACAUGUAAAUAAGGAAAAUUU
Eruca vesicaria subsp. sativa (arugula) is the source of this 1385-nucleotide messenger RNA. Lineage: Eukaryota; Viridiplantae; Streptophyta; Magnoliopsida; Brassicales; Brassicaceae. The record is from the annotation of a GenBank genome assembly.